GUUUAGCCAGUAUCUGUAUAUUCAGUUGAGUGUCAAGAAGACUGUGAACCUGAAAUACCCAGCCAAUGAGGAACCACGGGAGGAAGAAAGAAGCGUUGGGUCCCAUCAAUAAUGGGACAUAAAUGAUGUAAUCCUUUUUUCUGAGCGCUAUUGCAAUUGUGAAUAAAAUCUGUUUUAUCAGAGACGCUGUGCUGAUGAAUUCUUUGGAUGUUUCCAGCAGGAACUGGGAACAGAAAUGAAGUAUCAGGACCAGUUUUUAUAUAACCAGUUUUUAUAUAACUGAGAGUUCUAAUCAUAAACUCUUUUGGUUUAUGUUCAUUGUUCCAUAAACAUAGGUAUUUGUGGAAACUGAGGAACUGUAUUGUUUGAUUUGUGGGUUUGGAAGGGAAUGGAACAAACUGGGUGGUAUAAGAAAGUAUAAUUGUUAACGGUAUGUUGAAGCAUAAUUGAGGGUAUGUGAAAGCGUAAUUGGGAAUACAAAUAGUGGAAUAGUGUAAAAAGGCAGAAGGGUGAAAGGAAAAGUGAGUUUAUCUGCACUGGCAUGAGAGCGACCCCUGCAGAAUGCUAGGAGAGUGAGAGUGAGCCAGGGCCAGAGACUGCUGCUGUAAACAGCCUUGCUCACAAAAGGGGAUUGGGGCGCUGAAAGUGAGGAUAGCCCUCAACUGCAGAGAGUUAAGGAAACCCAAAACCUCAGUGUUAGCACUGGAAGCCUCUGGAGGGGAGGAGGUUAAACUGAAACAAUGUUAGUCGUUUCUGCAAUAAUUUGAGUUUGGAAAGUGAAAAAGGGUUGGGAAAGACACAAGCUGAGGAAGGCAAAUCAUGAUGAGCGUGAGGCGUAACAGGGAUGUUACAGGGACGGAGAGAGGUGAGUGAUAUGGGAAAGCUGAUUGAGGAACAGAGGUAGUAAGGAAGGGCAGCAGCUGCUAGCAUUGCUGUGCUAGAACAGGGCCCGAGCACCCAGAGAUGCCCUUAGAAAGAGGUGGGGGGGGGGGCUGGAAGAGCCCAGGGAGGGCUCAGUUCCUGCUGGACCGAAAGCAGUGUGCAAACUGCAGGAAAUGGGACAACGGUGGAGAAAUCGUACCGAGCUGAGGGGGAGAGAACAGUCUCUGACCUUUUGGGAUCAAGGAAAUACAGGCUGGGAAAACAAGCAGGAACACAUAAAUUCUUGUACGUGAAGGAAGGCCCCGAGACACAGCACAGUUCUGUGCGCUGAUGGGGACCAGCUUUACUGCUGCAGAUUACGUAUUAAAGCAGGAAUAGAUCCAGAGGUCUGGAAGAAAGGACUGGCCGUACGCACUACCCCACCCGUUUGGAAAUAAGACCCAGCGCUGCAAGGGCCCUUCAAUGCCGCACCACGAAGCACACCGCCCACCCGCCGCACCCGCGAGACCGUAGAGCCCGGAUGGAGAGAGCGACCGGAAGAAGCCAACCGGAAACCGCACGCCUAGGCGGGGCGGGAGGACCGCGGCCUUCGAGAUGUUGCCUAGAGCGGCUCCAACCAUAGAGCUUCAGCCUGGAGCGGCCCCCCCGUGGAGCGAGCGGCGCAUGCGCCUAGUUUUGCUCCGCUGUGUCGGUGAGGAGGCGUGUGGACUGCAGCAUGGCUCCGGUGCUGAACCUCAACAACGAGGUUGUGAAGAUGAGAAAAGAUGUUAAGAAAGCCAGAGUCCUGACCAUUCGCAGACUGACCAGGCACAUUGGGAAACUGAAGUUGAAAAAGGGUUCAGAAGACUUGAAGCUGAAGAACCAAAAACGAGUUGAGAGAUUAAUAGAAGAAAUCCACGCUAUGAAGGAAAUAAAGCCGGACCAAGUUACCAGACUUGCACUUAGGAAAGAAGUGAAUUUUGAAAGUAUCUGCAGAAAGCCAAAGUCGACUGCAAAUGAGCGAGCUAUUGCAAGACUUGCAACACACCCCCUUCUGAAACCCAAAAUUGCUGAACUUAAAGCUGCUGUAAAAGCUUUUAAGGAUGCAAGACAAAACCCAGCCAAAGCCAGUCCUUCAGAAAAGAAGCCAGAAGCUCAGCCUAAAUCAGCACAGAAUUCCAAAAGCAAUUUGAAUGAACAAGUUCUUAAACUAGUUCAAAAUCAGCAAGGAUUUGAAGACAAAACAAAAAUGAAUGUGAAAAUGGAAACUGUAGGAGGAGCUGAUAAACUCAGUGAGAGUGAACCUGAACAGGAAAUUAUGGAAAUGGAGAGAAUUCCAAAAGAGCUUUCUUCUCAGACAGUAGAAAUGCAAGCAGUCACUCAGACAGGAAAGAAACUUGGCUGUAAGAAAAGGAAAGAAAAUGUGAGCAUGAACAAAUUAACUGCAAUGAAACAAAUAAUUAGAGAUGAUAGUGGCCUGGAACAACAUAGUGAAGAGGAAUACUUUGAUGAUAGUACUGAAGAGAGGUUUUAUAACCAGACAUCAAAUUCUGAUAGUGAUAGCAAUGAUGAUUUCUUCAUUGGCAAAGUAAGAAGAAAGAAGAAAACAGCAGCAGUUAAUAGUCUUUCUUCAGUAAAAGAAAAGAAUACACUUCAGAAAAACAUAUUGAAGGAAGAAAAGAGUACAGUAUCCAGGACAGUGCAAAAUUUGAUCAUGGAAGGAAAACCACAUGAAAAAGCAAGGAAGCUGGAAUCAGUGUUCUGUACUUCUUUGUCUACCUGCAAUCAGAAAUCCCAAAACAGAAGAAAUACAAAAGACCAACCUCUCAAAAACAGACAAACAGCUCUUCUUAAAAAGGAACCACAGCUCAAAAAACAAUCAUUUGCAAAAACCUCCAUUCUUAAACGUGAUGGUAAGAAUCCACGUUUGGAGCAGCCUCUUCAUCCUUCGUGGGAAGCAAGCAGGAGACGUCGGGAACAAAUGUCACAAAUUACAGCAUUCCAGGGCAAAAAGAUUAAAUUUGAUGACUAGACUGUAUAUAAAUUGAAAUUUUAAAAUAUGAUUAUUGUAAAUUUGCAUCUUACGAUAUUUUUGUAGGUGGUAAAAACUGGAGUUUGAACAAUUCUUGGUGGUAGGACAGAAAACAAUGUAGAAAUCUUCACUGAGAUAAUAUUUUACAUUUCUCAAGAAUUUUUGCCCAUUAAUCCAUGUUUGGCUGUCUUGAUAAUUCCAGUUUCAUAAUGCUGCUGUUUAUGGAAUAUGCCCUACCAUGACUGAAUGGGUUUUAAGAACAUCAUCUGUGCCAUGUAGGAGUAGUACAGAUUCUCUGAAGUUUUAUUUUUGUAAAAAUGUACUUUUAAGUGCUUGAGGGAUUGGAUCUAAGGUAAUAGGUAAGAAUACCACUACUGAAGUGAUAAUCCCAGGUCUGUAUUAACAAAUAACAUCUCUGAUGAGGAAAAGAAAUCUCUUAAGCUUGAACAGACUUUACAAAUUUGUGAAUGUAUCAGGUAGCUAUGAAAGCCAAUUAGUAAUGCACAUGUUCUGGGUAGCAAUAAAAUAUUGGCCUAUUAAAUUGUGGUCUUUGUUGUUCUUUGAUUAUAUUGUUGCUUUGAGCUACUGAAAGGGUGUCUUUAAUACUCCUGCCCUGGAGAUUGUAUCUGGAUGGUCUGCAUUUCUUGCACUUGUACAAUUAGAAGUCAUCUUUCUUAUUAGAUAUUGUUGAUAGUUAAGCAAAUAGAAUGUAUACAAAAGCGUACUGUUGGACAAAAUUCUUUAGUUAUUUUAAUAUGUUUCUUCAGAGAUGUUUUCUGCAGCUUAAUUGAAAUAAGUCAAAAAGAGGGUUGCUUUAUUAUAGGUAUAGUGGAAGCAGGCAGUGGUACAUCAUUCUAAGAUUCACCUGUCUUCUGGUGUUGUAGCUCAGGGACUUAUUGUGAUAUGGUAGUUUAUUGUGUUUAAUAAUCCUCAAUAAAUACCUCUUCUGCAGAUUUGUUUACUGUCAAAUCUAUGUCAACUGGUGUAACCUCUCAUCUCAUGAAGAAGUUUGUCCUAUGUAUCGAACUGUGUGAAAAAGCAAUCUCUUUCUCUGUGUGUUAAGCUGCAACCUGAUAGGUUUAGUAACUGCUUAUAACAGUGAGCAAAGAAUUUUUAUUAACUCUUUGAAUGUCACUUUGGAUAGAGAAGGGGAUGUUGGGAAGAGCAGUGGAUGUUGUUUAUCUCAACUUUAAUAAGGCUUUUGUUGUUCUUUCCCAUGAUAUCCUUAUAGACAAACUGCAUUAAUAUGGACUACAUAAAAUGAUAAUAAGGUGAAUCAGAAACUUGCUGACCUCAUGAGCUCCAAAGGUUUUGAAUAGCACAUAGCCAACAUAACUGAAGAGUGGUUCAGUACUACUCAGUAGUAUUUAACAUCUUCAUUAAUGAACUGGCUCAUAGGACAGAGUGCAUAUAUAGAACUGGCAGGAGUGGCUUAUAAGCCAGAUGGUUGUGCUGCCGUUCAGACAGACUUGGACAGGCUAGAGAAGUGGUCAGAGGAAAAGUUUAAACUUUGUGAAGCUUAGUUAAGGAAAAUGGAAAGCGCUGCCUCUGGAGAGCAGUAACACUGUACAGUAGUCUGUGCUGGAUGCAGAUGGGAUGGAAAGCUGCUUGCAGGAAAGGACAUGGGUUUCUGGUGAAUACCAACAGACCAUGAGCCAGCAAUUCAUCCCAAUAGUAGAGAUGUCCAACUCCUUCUUGGAGGAGCAGCAAGUUUGGAGAGGUGAUCUUUCUUCUCUGUUCAGCACAGGUGAGGCUAUGUCUAUCCCAGUCCCUGGAAAUUGUGGGCUUUGCAGUACAAAAGAUGUGGACACAAUGGAGAAAGUCCAGCAAAAGGUCUCCAAGAUGAUAAAGGAAAUGGAGUCCAAGGAGUGGCUGAGAACAGGGACAGUUCAACCUGUAGAAGGCUUGGAGUAUCUUACCAGUGUUUGUAAUUACUGGGAGGGGAAGAAGAUCAAGACAGACUCUUCUAAGUACAAAAGAAACAACUUUGUCACUGUAAAGAGGUCCAAUACUGGCACAAAUUGUCCAGAGAAGAUGUGGAGUCUCCAUCCUCAGAGGUACUUAGAAGCCAUCUGGACAUGGUCCUGUGCAAGCAGCUCUAGGUGGCCCUGCUUGAACAGAGACAUUGAGCCUGAUGACCUCCAGUGGACCGUGCCAACCUCAUCAACUCCUCGUGAUUUUGUGAUACUCAGAGGAAUGAGUCAAGCAGUGACUUAGUGACUACCAGCUGUUGGUUAAAGCAGUUACUGGAAGCAUGUAAAAAUGCAGUCGCUGUGUAAUUCCUCACUUAUUCUAUUUACCAUGAUGUUACAGCCAAAUCGGAGGAAAAAGUUUUUUUUUUUUAACAUGGUGUGACCACCACUCUGUCUCACUCCCUCUGGUAGACUGAAUACUUAUAUCCCAGUAUUUCUGCCCAUCCUCUUACUGUGUUCAGUUGUUGUAAGCUACAUAUUACAGUGGUUCCUUGGAUUAUUAUUAUCUACGUAUGACUUUGCCCCUCAGGCUUUCUUUUCUGUAUUCUAAACAACAGUAAAUGUGGUAUUAUUUUCCUGAAUUGCACUGAUGCUGAGAAGAGCAGGAAAUUCAUAUAUUCUUCCAUCUCCCAGUGCUUUUUGUUGCUGUUAUUUUUAAUGUACCAUCUUGAAUGGCAUCAAACAUAAAGCCAGAAGCAUCACAGUAAAACAUGAAAAUGAGAAAGCAUUUUUAUUGUUCUUUUGUAAGGAAGGAUAACCUUUUGUAGAAAAAGACAUGCCACAUGCAAACUCCUCUAAAUUUCCAAAUACAAAUGCUGAUCCUUAAUGCCUAAAAUAAAUAAAUGAAUAAAUAAUCCUAGUCAAAUGCUAUUCCAAACAAAUGUCUGACAUGUGACUUCUCUGGUUCCAGUGAAGGGCCAGAAGAAUUUCUUUUGUUUGCUGUCAUCAGUUCUAAUAUAGUUUUUCAUGGAUGGAUGAUCUUUGAGUAGAUGAGCAUCAUAGUUUAAGAGUUGAUUCACUUUAAAGACUAAAAAGUUAAAGAGUGCAAAUAAUAGUUUGAAACAAAAUGUCUUUUUGCAUAUGUUCUAAAGUGCUUUUUUGCAUGUGCUAGGAGAUCUAAGAGCAUUAGUUUGUCUUGGCGUUUGAGCACAUUUCUUACUACGUUCCUGCAGCUGUAAUUUGUGCCCAUAGAAUUCUUCCUGAAGGAAACCUAGUUUAUCAAAACAUCUUUUUUUCCUCUUCAGAAACACGACUAAACUUCUGAGCUCCUAUUUAAAAAACUGAAAAAAGAUAAGCUGAACAUGAAUGAAAAGAGGGAGAUUAGGUUGUUGGCAUUGCUUCAGAUUUUAAUAGGCCAUUACCACUUGUAGCUGGUGCUUGGUGACUCACCUGGAUCACAGCCUUAAUGUGCUGGGCAGUGUACAAAUGAGUGCUGAUGGCUGAGACUUGAUAGUGUUUUUUAUAUGCAACUGGGUGAUUUUUUAUGAGCUGAUAAACUCAGUGAACACAACUGGAGCUUGUUGAUAAAAGUUCAAAACAUUUUUUCUUCAUGAUGGCAAUAUUUUCAAUAUGAACAUGCUGUUAACCUAGUUUGUGACAUUGUUUAGGCAGCGACCUCUCAUGAAGUAUGACCAAUUUAUUUUUCUAAUGAUAUGGGAAGAUAAUUCACUCUGUGAUUGUAAGAUAAGAAUCCUGGAGAAUCCUGCUUUCCACUCCAUUACUGUACUACAGGAGAAAUGUUCUCACUCUGUGUAUGUAUGGUCAAAUACUCAUAGAGUGCUUUUAGAUGCAGUGUUUUCACUUAAAACAAGCUUAGAUUUGUCAGUAUUUUAUUAAAAGCCACAACAAUUGGAUGUGUCGUUGCUCUGACUGCGUUUUCACAUGGAGUCAGAUCCACACUGAGUUCUGCAUUCUAUGGAUAGCACUUGCAGGAACUCCUAGUUUGAAGCUUUUAGCUCUAACUAAUCAUUUUGUUACAUUUUUGAAACACCACCACAUGUCUAUCUUAAAUAAUUCUACCUUUACUUUAUGAACUGCAUAAGGUAUUACAUCAUUUUUGCCUGCAUUUGCCCAAAGUCAAGAAAGUUAGAAAGAACAUUUCAACGUUUUUAACCAUAUUCUGCAUUAAUCCCUCAGUGAAGGGAACAGAGAUGUUUCAUAAUUCAGCAUAUUUCAUCAGUUUAGCAUACAGAUUGCAGAAGCAGCAGGAUGUUGAUUUGUAUUUAAAAAAUGUAAAUAAAGGAUUAAAUGUUUUUGGAGUGAGUGUUCAGUGCAUUAAUUGUUUUGCAUUGCAUUGACUAUCUACUACAGACUGCUCAAACAUUUUUUCCAUAUGAGUAAGGUUUUUGAUGCAGAAAUUCUGACAGUGGUUUCUGAGAUCCUGCUCCUACAGACAGAUGAUUUGGUAAAGAGAAACUUUAUCAACAAUUGCUAUGUCCAAACAAGCCAUAUCUUAGCCUAUUAUGCUUUCGCUUAUUAAGCUUUAGUGUAGUACAAGAGGUAGUCAUCAUCGUUGCAUCUUUUCCUUUCUUGUUUUUUCCAGGCAGCAGCAUCUUCCCCAUUUUCUUGUUCAUGUAGACACACACAGCUUUGAUUGAUGCUUUCCCAUUAUAUGGCCUAUGACCACUUCCUGCAUUAAGCACUCAGACAAGUAGAACGCUUGAAAAAUUUUAUUCAAGUCAUUUUCACAUAAACUUGCAACCAUAAUACGGGCAUGUAACACAAGAAUAUGAAAGUGCAAUAAAGAAUACAAAGCUAGUGUCUGAAUAUUAUAAAUAAGAACUCAUCAGAUGAAGAUGCAAAGUUUUUUUGAAGUCAAGACUCUUGGAAGAAAAGUGAAGGAAAUAAUGAAAACUUCAAAAAAGUUGCAAAAACAAGUGGCAUUUCACUGAAUUUAUAGCAGUUAGUUGCAUAAUAGAAACCUCCCCAUAACAUACUCUUUGGUUUUAAUUCAAGUUAAAACCUUUCAGCACCUUCUAGGAUUUGGAGAAAAUGAAAAAUGCCAUGUCAGCAUAAAUGCGAGACACAGGAUAAACCACCUUUAGUUGUCUCAUUUAUGAAACUCACCCUGCUGGUUUGAAUGAGUACAAUACAAACAACACAUAAAUGACUAAGGUACAUUUGGUGUUUGCACCCAUUCAACAUAUGGGUUAUGUGUAGUAAACUUUGGAGCAGAGAGAAAAUGAGUAGACUCACCAACACAAAAACAUCUACACAAUAUGCUGGUUCAGAUGGUGACCAAUCUGUCAUUUUUGUCACGUUUUUGUCUAGAAGUAUUCAAAUACUGAAUAUAUUUCAGGAUUAAAAAAAAUAUUUAAUGAACCCCUUCUGCAGAGAGUCUGGUACACAGUAUGUUCCCUAUGUGUAGUUUUCAUCUGAAGACCUGAAAUGUGGGAGGCAAUUACUUCACCCACAUAUUUAAUGUUCUCACAUUUCAAAGAAAAUCUGAGACUACACAGCACUGAUUUUGUACUGCAAUUUGUCUGAUACUGCUCCCAAUGACUCCUUUUAAAACAGCUGGUAGAAAGGGUUGCAAAACAGAAUUUGCUUUAUAAAAUAAGAUGUUAUCAAAACUGUUCUUUAUAAAUGGUUUUCAACAAAAAUGUAGUUUCUUGAAUAUGUUCCCAUAUGAAAGUAGUUAAGAUAUCUGGGUCAAAACUGUAAAGCCAAGAUACUGAAGAUAGUGGCUGGCACUCCCCUAUUUGGAAGUGCUUCUACACUUUCUAUACAAUCAACUCUUGUACUGCAUUGUGAUUAACUGUAGUUAAAUAGGGUAAGUUAAAGUCACAUUUCUUCAUUUUUUUUAAUCCUAAAAUCUCUUGCUUUUCUAGAUAGAUUGUUCGUGUUAUCUUAGGCAACGUUUGUGCUAAUGUACAUUACUGUCACGUUCCUUAACAUACACUUUAAAACAAAUAAAACAUUUUGCUACGGAAAAGAGCUACAUCUCUGUAACCACAAUAUCCCCAAUACUCAGUUAUGGCGUUCAGCACCUUUCUGAACCAGGCCAUUCCCACUGAAAGGUCCAAGUCCAGUACUACAACAUGCUCCACCUACACAGGAUGCUUAAGCUCCUCUGACUUCUUGCUGAUCUCAAUGGAGUUCUGCAAGUAGUUUGGAUAUAGAUAUGCAAGCAGGAUACUGCCUUGAAAACUGAGGGAGAAACUCCUCAGCUACUCUGUGUCCAGUUAGCCUUCUCUUAUCCCACAUUCAGUGUCAAGCACCAUGAAGUAAGAGCACACCACCUCUUACCAGGAAGCAGUCUGUGCCCACCACAGCUUAGCUUCCAUUACAGUAGUAGCUUGUGUGUUUAUUGCACAAGCUGCUGUCAGGACUUUCACCCCAAUUCUGACCUAAGUUUCUAGAAAGGUGAAUGCAUUUGCAUCUCUUUAUCUCUUUGAGCUGAGAUUUCAGAAGCCUAAACCUGAAUCAGGCCCUUGCUUUGCAGACGCACGUAAUAAAUGGCUUCCUAAGAAAUCUGGUUUCCAAAUUUUGCUCCUGUUUGGGGCCCACAGUGGUAACUGAUUGCUAAAAUGGAUCUCUGAACAAACGAAAAAGGGACCUGCAGUCUUUAACUGCAAUCUGGACGCACUUCAAACAUUGGGUAGUAAAAAUGGGGUUAUUACUUCUUAGAUGCUUUUUCAGCAUACCAACUAGCUGUACAAGCAUAACCUAGUCAUGAUUAAGGUGGAAGUACUUUAUAGUCCUGAAAUAAACAUAUGCAAUAAAGAACACAUUGAUCCUUAACGGCUAUCAUGACAAUUGAUAAAACGUCCAAAUGGAGUUCAUAGGGUUCUAUUGCAUAAAAUACCUCCAAGUACUGCCUGAAGUAUUCUCAGCAGCGAUCAAAAACCUUACAUAUUACUCAGAUUUUUUCCCUUCUUCAACUAUUCUGAAUAACACACUAUUUAAUAUAUAUAUAUGUAUAUAUAUAUACAUAUGUAUAUACAUAUAUAUAUAUACGAUACUGAGGUUUCACGUUUUGUUAGGAAUUUGGAACUGCUGCUUAAACAUAACCAAUACCGGUCAGUACUUCCAGGUCAUUGUUUCAAAAGUAGGUCCUUCAUUUUACAUGAUCUGAAAUCUUCCGAAAGAAAGCAUGAGAUCCCCUUGUGAUAUGUUAUUUCACAGUUUAAAAACAAAAUCACAGCUACUGUAGCUUACAGCAGGGUGCACUGCAAAA
Phasianus colchicus (ring-necked pheasant) is the source of this 10045-nucleotide messenger RNA. It is a transcript of the gene SRFBP1, whose product is annotated as serum response factor binding protein 1. The record is from RefSeq and is a predicted model, not a curated record. NCBI's taxonomy places the organism in Eukaryota, Metazoa, Chordata, Aves, Galliformes, Phasianidae. Gene Ontology annotation, biological process: maturation of SSU-rRNA. Gene Ontology annotation, cellular component: 90S preribosome; nucleus.